Molecule: messenger RNA, 2562 nt
Organism: Fonsecaea erecta
Lineage: Eukaryota; Fungi; Ascomycota; Eurotiomycetes; Chaetothyriales; Herpotrichiellaceae
Exons: 2
Coding region: 1-2562 (853 amino acids)
Molecular function (GO): protein binding
Source: RefSeq, a predicted model, not a curated record
AUGAAAUUCUUUCCCAAUCCCAUCACCGUGCUGGGGGGGUUGCUGCUGGGUGUUGCGCAUGGCAUAUCGGUCCAGGAGAACUAUACGAUAUGCAACUGGGCUCGAUUACGAGCGGGAGUCAUCCGUGACGCCCUCUACCUCGACGGUGGUCUGCUGUGGUGGCAAACGGCCUUUGCAGAUGGAACGACCCCCGUCGUGAGCAGUGAUGGCAACGUCGAGGGGGAUAUGUUCGUUCUGAACUUCUCGACGCCGUUCGACACCACCAGAACUAACGUGUCGGGCCUGUUUCAUCGGAUGCCGAAGGCGGGUGGCGCAGGAAACAACAUUGCGCCGAACUAUGUCGAUGGCACUAUGUUCACCAAUGACGGGGAGCUGUACCUCUAUGGUGGUCUCCCCCGUCUCACCGAUUCCGCCUCCCCGCAAAGCGCCGAAACCGUCCUGGGAUAUGAAGCGUACCAGUACGGCCCCGACAGAGCCAGCUGGAGUCCCGGCUUCUACCAGGGCAAUCUGCCGGACGGCGUCACGAGAUACAUCACCAACGGCGCGGGGGUGUCGGCGCCCAGCGAAAACCUGGGGUUCUACUUCAGCGGCAUGCGGUCGCCGACAUGGGGCCCGAUAUACUACGAGGACUCAUCCGCCAAUGUGACGGCCAAUACGCUCAUCGAAGUGGACAUGUCGGUCAUGAGGAGCGAGAAGUGGACAAACACGACGCUCCCGGAUAACAUCCCACCGCGCGCCAACGCCGAGUUGGUCUGGAUCCCCGUGUCUGAGAAAGGCGUGCUGGUCGCGAUUGGCGGCGUCUCGGCGCCCGAGGAGAUCUGGGCGUCGGGAUUGAACAACUCGCAGACUUCUCAAAGUGAGGCGCAGAGCCCUGGGUUCAUGACGACCCUGCCGGUCUAUGACAUCGCCUCCAGCACUUGGCAUCUCCAGAAGACCAGUGGCCAAGCUCCGGGCCAGCUCACCGAGUUCUGUUCGGUGGUCGCAACAGCCAAAGACUCCUCGUCCUUCAAUGUCUACAUCUACGGUGGCUACGACGGACUGAACGCGGCCGAUGAACCGUCGGACGACGUCUGGAUCCUGUCAAUUCCGUCGUUCCAAUGGGUCAAGGCGUACAGCGGGAACACGUCUCACGGCCGCUCGGGCCAUCGAUGUGUCACCCCAUACCCUGACCAAAUGUUUGUCGUCGGCGGAAUCCACCAGAAUCAGGCUGAGUGUGUUGAAGGAGGCAUCAUCCAGAUUUUCAACCUCAACAAUCUCGAGUUCCAGAACACCUACGACCCCUCGACCUGGUCGGACUAUCAGGUACCCGCCGCCGUCACGAAGGUUAUCGGGGGUAAUGCCCAAGGCGGCUCGACCAAAACCGCAGCCUGGUCCGAUGGUGCGCUGGCUGGUAUCUUUGCGAAGUCGUACUCGAGACAGAUCACGAACUACUACCCAUACCCGGUCAAUGGCUCCGCAGUGGGCUCGUCGGGGGAUGGACACUCGGGAGUCAGCAAAGGCGCCAUCAUCGGCAUCGGUGUUGCCGCCGCCGUGAUGCUCAUCCUUCUCCUCAUCCUCAUAUUCCUCCUCGUCCGGCGCCGGCGCAUCAUCAACAGCGGCUCUUCAGAGAAAUCGUCGCACUCAAGCAACAGCCGAAUCACGCGCUGGCUGAAUGGGGCUUCAUGCGCCGCCGUGAGUCCAAAGCGCCCACCACAUCAGAUGCGCCAUUCCUCUCAAGGGACGCCUCCAGAGGUGCAGCAAGUUGGAUAUACCUCGCUGUCGGAAGAAGCGACUCCUCCACAGCAACCCGAGCGUCAUGAGAUGGCCAACAACACAGAACGUCCCAAGCCGCCUUACGAACUGGCCACGCCGUACAACAAUCUCGGCCACCCGCGUCACUCCGGGAUCGUCGACUACGCAUAUAAUGCCAAUUUCGGACACACACAUUCACAGUCGACGUCUUCCGAGGAUGUGUACCGUCCGUCUCCAUUGAGCAACAGUUUCAACGGCACAGCUCCCACGAACGGCAACGCCGGCACCGGCGCCGCCGGUGCCACCUCACCUUUGCGGAGUGUUCGCUUCCCGCCGCCGGGCACCACGCCCGACAUCUCCAGCCCCAGCCAGGAGAACUCGAGCUCGUCGAACUACUCGUCGACGGGCACCAACGAGACACUCGCGUGGCCAUUCCCAGCCACCCAGAACAACUGGCGGAACGGCAACAACAACAACAACAGCAGCAGCAGCAGCAGCCGGGCGCGCAACACCAACGCGAUGCGCUUCCCGUUCGACCGCGACCGCAGCAGCGAGACCAGUUCCGUGCAGCCGAUCAUCGAGGAGCAGGAGCCGGAGCCCGGGUCGCGGCGGCAGAGCGUCGCCCACGAGCUGCCGGCCGACAACGACAAGGACGCGCGAUGGCCCCAGUACCAGCACGGCAACGAGAGCGCGAGCAGCGGCAUCGGCACGCUGCCGAGUCCCACGCGGGCAGGCGGCGGCGAAGCCCCGGAUGAGGAGCACGGGAGGCGAAGUCUAUUCGACACGAUCAGUCCGGUGAGUCCGACCGUGGGGAGGAAUUGGAGGCAUUGA